UAACGAGCAGGUUUCCAACCGGAACUCAUCUCCUCGUGCUGAAAGUUGCCACCGGCGGAAGAGGGUUUGUUGUGAUGCCGCCUGGUUGUGUCCAACGUGUGGCUACACUUCUCCUGUCAUGUGCUCUGUAACUGUAUCGUUACCAACAACAGACAUACUGUCAACCGCGGAGAGCCAAAUGGAAAACAGGGACCAGGAAGAAGAGCCGAAAAGGACCAAAAGAAAGAUUUCUCUCUCCAAUUGUGGUGUGUGUGGAUCAGAGGAGGCGAAGUACAGAUGUCCUGCCUGUCUUGCCCAUUCUUGCAGCUUGCUGUGUGUGAAGAAACACAAGGGAGAUUUGGGAUGCAGUGGAGUUAGAAAUAAAACGGCCUUUGUGACCCUCUCACAUUUUGAUGAAAUGACGCUUCUCAAUGACUACAGGCUUCUGGAGGAUACAGGACGAUUUGCUGACGGUGCCAGCAGAGACAACCUCAUCCGGACUCCUCGUUCCACAUUAAAAACAAAGAGGCUGGCAGCCAAUGCCAGAAAGAUGAACAUCACAUUGAGGUUCCUCCCCAUCACCUUCACUAAGAGCAAAGAAAACUCCACCGUCUUCUUCACAAAAGAAAAACUGUUCCUGUGGCACUUGAAGCUCAUCUUUCCUCAAAGUAGCACAGAGUUCAUUCAGAGGCGGGUGUCAGACAAGCAAACCUUGGAGCAGAUCUUGACCCCUUAUAUCCACCCUACAGAGUCGGACCCUGUGACACGUCAAAAGUUGAAGAUGUAUGUGCACACUCCGUUCGAUCAUGUGAAAGUCUUCAUGAAAGCAGAGGGGAGAAAGGCUAACUCUGUGAGGUACCAUCAGUUGGACAUUUGCAAGACCCUAAGGGACAACCUGAGCUACAAAACACUGAUUGAAUAUCCUGUGCUGCAUAUUGUCCUCGGAGAUCAUUGGAAGGAGUAUCCACUAAAAGGACCAGCUGAACCUGCAUCAGCCUGCAAUAGUUUUGCAACAAAGAAGGAAGGGGUGGACCGAGAGAAGGACGAUGUGAUCCAAGUUUCACCAUCCCUGCAAGGAGCUUGCACCCCGGGGGGGACCAACAUCUGGACAGGAACCCCGGAGACCAGACCUAAAACUGAACCCCUACUAGUGAAAUGGGCCAAGAUGGAAGCAGGGAAGGGAGAGAUAGAGGAGGGAGAGAUCAUAGACAGUAGUGAUGAAGAGAAAGAGGAGGAGGAAGGUAAUACUGAAGACAAUACCCCAUGUGGAAAGAGCUUUGAUAGUGCCAAAAGCCUUGCUAAUGACAUGGAGGUGAUUAAAGAUGAACCAGCAGACAGUGUGGAUGUUAAUGUUGAUGAUGGUUUAAAUAAACACAGUGACAGCAGCAGGGCUCAGUGUAUAAAUGAGGACAUCUCUGGUUCCACGAUGACAAGUGAGCUGUCAAAGAGUGCUGAGGUCAGCAUGACUAAGGAGGAUGCUGUGAAAGACCCGGGGCCUGUUCAUACCCAUCUCUGUCAUGAUGAAAAUGAGUCAGCUAAUGCUGCUGACAGCUGUGGACUGGAAUGAUAAUGCCCAGAUGUUCAGGGUGAAAUGAAUGAGGAGGCCGACAUAUCUGACAGGAAGUCAUCAAUCUUGUGUCAGUGUACUGUAGAGUGGACCAAUGCCACGCAACAGUGUUUUCAGUUGUUUUAAACGGAUUGUUUUAAGAAACAAGAACCAUGGUUGAUACCGCUACAUCAUUGUAUAUGUGUGGAAUCAUUUCAAUGUUAAUGUUUAUAAUUUAGAUUUAGCUAAUCUGUCUGGAAGCAUGCUUUCUUAAAUAAAGACUUUAUUUUGGAAAU
Sander lucioperca (pikeperch) is the source of this 1821-nucleotide messenger RNA. RefSeq names its product zinc finger HIT-type containing 6 (gene znhit6). Bases 119 to 1546 code for a protein of 475 amino acids. Lineage: Eukaryota; Metazoa; Chordata; Actinopteri; Perciformes; Percidae. Gene Ontology annotation, cellular component: pre-snoRNP complex; nucleus. The transcript is spliced from 10 exons. The record is from RefSeq and is a predicted model, not a curated record. Gene Ontology annotation, biological process: maturation of LSU-rRNA from tricistronic rRNA transcript (SSU-rRNA, 5.8S rRNA, LSU-rRNA); snoRNA localization; box C/D snoRNP assembly.